AUGGUCACUUACUGGAAGGAUAAGCUAAAAGGAGUCAGAAGUGUGAUGGAGUACGUCAUGGACAUUUUUAACUCUGAAAUCGAAACUUUUGAUAUAACCGAAGACGCGACGUCAUCCGAGAUUCACUAUAUUUUCCAAUGGAUGGCUAAAAGGAAAACUGCAUUCUCCUUGUUCAUACUGGACUGUAAUAAUGUAACGACGGAUGAUCUGAACUUCUUUUUCCGUAACAUCCAGAUCAGUAAAAUUGCCUGUCUAAAUGGACGCUUUCCUGAAACCUAUCGACAUCAACGAAGUCAAUUUUGGACUUUUCCAAGAAACGUCGUGAAUUUUUAUGCUGGAGUUUGA
Molecule: messenger RNA, 345 nt
Organism: Caenorhabditis remanei
Lineage: Eukaryota; Metazoa; Nematoda; Chromadorea; Rhabditida; Rhabditidae
Exons: 1
Coding region: 1-345 (114 amino acids)
Source: RefSeq, a predicted model, not a curated record